Molecule: messenger RNA, 1203 nt
Organism: Morus notabilis
Lineage: Eukaryota; Viridiplantae; Streptophyta; Magnoliopsida; Rosales; Moraceae
Exons: 1
Coding region: 1-1203 (400 amino acids)
Source: RefSeq, a predicted model, not a curated record
AUGUCUUUACCUCCCGGCUUCGGACGAAAGGGGGAGAUACGAGUAUGCAAGCUACACAAGUCUUUGUAUGGCCUUAAGCAAGCUUCUCGUCAAUGGUUCAUCAAGUUGUCCACAGCCCUCCAAGAUGCUGGAUUCCAUCAUUCUAAAUCCGAUCACUCCUUAUUCGUCCGAACCCAUGGUAACUCAUUCACUGCUCUUCUAGUUUAUGUGGAUGCCAUUAUUUUGUCCGGAAACAACUUACAAGACAUUGAGGAAAUAAAAGCUCACCUCACGCGACAAUUCAAGUUGAAAGACCUUGGUGAGUUAAAAUACUUUUUGGGAAUAGAAAUAGCACGGUCAAAGAAGGGAAUUGCACUUUCACAACGAAAAUAUGCACUUGAGAUUCUAGAUGACGUGGGAUACUUGGGAGCUAAGCCCGUUAAUUCACCAAUGGAACAAAACUUGUCACUUAGCAGAGAUGAAGGUGAAUACGUUAAGGAUCCUUCUUCCUAUCGUAGACUAGUUGGACAGUUGAUAUAUUUGACCAUCACACGGCCAGACUUAGUCUAUGUCGUUCACAUUCUCAGCCAAUACAUGGACAAGCCUCGCACCCCACAUCUAGAAGCUGCCCAUCGAGUAUUACGAUAUCUUAAACAGACACCAGGACAAGGGAUCUUUCUCUCUGCGGACAGUCCUAUGCAAUUAAAUGCCUUUUGUGAUGUCGAUUGGGCUAGGUGUCGAGACAUACGACGGUCAACCACGGGAUAUUACAUUUUUCUCGGACACUCACUAAUCUCUUGGAAAAGAAAGAAGCAAACCACAGUUUCACGAUCAAGUGCGGAAGCAGAAUAUCGCUCGUUGGCGUUAGCCUGUUGUGAGGUCACUUGGCUGCGGUAUAUUUUGAAUGACCUAAAAGUUAAUCAUUCACAACCAGUCAAACUAUAUUGUGACAAUCAAGCAGCGCUUCACAUUGCAUCUAAUCCCGUGUUUCAUGAGCGAACUAAACACAUAGAGAUAGACUAUCAUCUUGUAAGGGAAAAGAUUCAAGAUGAAACAAUCAAAACUUUCCAUAUAUCUACAUCAAAGCAGCCAGCAGACGUCUUCACCAAGUCAUUGGGUCUUCUGCAAUUUUCAAAUUUACUUCGCAAGUUAGGAAUGAUUAAUAUCUUUUUCAACUUGAGGGGGAGUGUUAAGGAAAAUAUGCAAGAUUCUAGGAAUGAUUGA